This is a messenger RNA of Gongylonema pulchrum, 351 nucleotides long. The record is from the annotation of a GenBank genome assembly. Lineage: Eukaryota; Metazoa; Nematoda; Chromadorea; Rhabditida; Gongylonematidae.
AUGCUUUACGACAUUUCCUUCUUCUUCUUCGUCAUCAUUAUCCUACUUGCCAUUAUGCAGGGUCUGAUAAUCGAUGCCUUCGGUGAACUGCGAGAUCAGCAAGAAUCGGCUACCGAAAAGCUGGAAUCGUCAUGUUUCAUUUGUGACAUUGGCAAAGAAACAUUCGAUCGUCUACCACGUGGCUUUGAAAUACACACAUCAAAAGAACACAACUUUGCUAACUAUCUUUUCUUCUUGCAACAUCUGGUGAACAAAGAUGAGACGGAGUAUACGGGCCAAGAAACGUAUGUACGCGAGAAAUAUGACAAUCGCGAUUGGGAAUUCUUCCCUGUUGGUGAAUGCUUCGUGAAA